Molecule: messenger RNA, 1367 nt
Organism: Acomys russatus (golden spiny mouse)
Lineage: Eukaryota; Metazoa; Chordata; Mammalia; Rodentia; Muridae
Product: galactoside alpha-(1,2)-fucosyltransferase 2
Exons: 1
Coding region: 55-1098 (347 amino acids)
Biological process (GO): carbohydrate metabolic process
Cellular component (GO): membrane
Molecular function (GO): galactoside 2-alpha-L-fucosyltransferase activity
Source: RefSeq, a predicted model, not a curated record
CAAACCUAGCUCCCGCUCCCCACCUAACCUGUGGUGCUUUCUUUCCAGGCAGCCAUGGCCUGCACCCAGGUACCUUUCUCCUUUCCCCUGACCCACUUCCUCAUCUUUGUCAUCGUGACUUCCACCAUCUUCCACCUCCAGCAGCGCAUUGUGAGGAUCCGACCUCUGUCAGAGAUUGAAAUACAGUCGCUGCUAACGCCCUCCCAAAACCUAGCAAGCACAGAGUUGCAGAGGCCCGGCUUGCUACCUGGCAUGUUCACCAUCAAUUCCAUUGGCCGCCUGGGGAACCAGAUGGGCGAGUACGCCACGCUCCUCGCCCUGGCCAGGAUGAACGGAAAGGCCGCCUUCAUCCCCGCGGCCAUGCACAGCACUCUGGCCCCCAUCUUCAGGAUCAGCCUCCCGGUGCUGCACAGCGACACUGCCGCAAGGAUCCCGUGGCAGAACUACCACCUCAACGACUGGAUGGAGGAGCGUUACCGCCACAUCUCAGGACGCUAUGUGCGUCUCACGGGGUACCCGUGCUCCUGGACCUUCUACCACCACCUGCGCCCAGAGAUCCAGCAGGAGUUCACCCUGCACGACCACGUGCGUGAGGAGGCCCAGGCCUUCCUGCGUGGGCUGCGGGUGAACGGGAGCCAGCCGAGUACCUUUGUGGGCGUCCAUGUGCGCCGGGGGGACUAUGUACAUGUCAUGCCCAAGGUGUGGAAGGGCGUGGUGGCUGACCGGGGCUACCUGGAAAAGGCCCUGGACAGGUUCCGGGCACGCUAUUCGUCUCCAGUCUUUGUAGUCACCAGUAAUGGUAUGGCCUGGUGCCGGGAGAACAUCAACGCCUCCCGAGGGGACGUGGUGUUCGCGGGCAAUGGCAUCGAGGGCUCGCCAGCCAAGGACUUCGCACUCCUCACCCAGUGCAACCACACCAUCAUGACUAUUGGAACCUUCGGGAUUUGGGCCGCGUACCUUGCAGGCGGUGAUACCGUCUACCUAGCCAACUACACCCUCCCAGAUUCUCCCUUCCUCAAAAUCUUUAAGCCAGAAGCAGCCUUCCUCCCGGAGUGGGUGGGCAUCCCCGCAGACCUGUCGCCACUCCUUAAGCACUGACACCAGCCUGUCCUUGGUCCCCUUUUCCAUCUCAAGGCAGAAGGAGUCCCUUGUCACAUUCAAGGGCUCAGCCUUCCUGUUGGAAGAAGCGUGCCUUGGGCUGCAAGCAAGAGAGGUACUAACACGGUCAGAAAACAUACUCACACGUUAGGUACCACCAGUUCCAACAUCCAUUCUCAGCUCAGCUGCAUCACCAGUGAGCUUGCUUCCGGAUAACAACUAGCAAAUGCCAUUACCACUUUUUAGCACAGCUGUCUCAUGGUGCCAGA